This is a messenger RNA of Leucoraja erinaceus (little skate), 9171 nucleotides long. It is a transcript of the gene pds5b, whose product is annotated as PDS5 cohesin associated factor B. Gene Ontology annotation, cellular component: nucleus; chromatin. The record is from RefSeq and is a predicted model, not a curated record. The transcript is spliced from 37 exons. Lineage: Eukaryota; Metazoa; Chordata; Chondrichthyes; Rajiformes; Rajidae. The coding region runs from base 682 to 5055 and encodes 1457 amino acids. Gene Ontology annotation, biological process: DNA repair; mitotic sister chromatid cohesion.
UCGUGCCUCCCCCCCCUCACACACACAUUUCUGCAUAUCAAAGAAAAGGUCUAUGGGGAACUCACGUCGCUGCAGCGUCUCGGUGAAGGAGCGGUGCCGUCCACUUUACGCGUUGACAGCAUCUCUCCCUCUCCAUCCACCUCCCGUUGCCCCCUCUCACUCUCACCCUCCCGCCUCCUCCCAUCGCCCUCGUUCAUUGGUGCAGCCAGAGACAAAUUGGCGCCAUUUUGAAGCUUUCCGGGGGUAGGCGGCGGCGGCGGCGCUGAGGGCUGAGCUGAGGCGAGGCACUGGGCUCGGGAUCGGGAUCCGACACGGCGAUCGGACAGACUGUCUGUCUCUCAGCCCAUGGACACCGUGCCCAGGAUCGCUUACUAAAAGCUCUCUGGAUUCCGCUGGAAGCCAUGGGGCGAGAUGAUUAUGAUUGCAGUGUGUGUGUAAGCGAGAGAGAUUGAACAUUUCUGUGUGGUUGAUUGGUCUUUUUUACCCCCUAAAGGCUGCAAUGGUGUGAUUCUGGACUUGGCUCCCUUGAUCGUCACACAGGCUUCUGGAUUCCUAGUCUGAUAACAUAAUCACUCUGAUGCUGGACUGGGAGAAUUUCUUGGAUGCACAGAGAGGGCCAAUAAAGGAAAAAUUGCUAUGGACUUCCAAGUGGCAUUUGGUGAGGAGAGGUGAAUUUUUACCAUGGCUCACACGAAGUCCAAGGCCAAUGAUGGAAAAAUUAUAUACCCACCUGGGGUUAAGGAAAUCUCUGACAAAAUAUCGAAGGAGGAAAUGGUUCGAAGACUAAAGAUGGUUGUUAAAACCUUCAUGGACAUGGACCAAGAUUCGGAGGAUGAAAAGGAGUUGUACCUCAAUUUAGCACUACAUCUUGCUUCUGAUUUUUUUCUUAAACAUCCUGAUAAGGAUGUGCGGCUGCUGGUUGCCUGCUGCUUGGCUGAUAUCUUCAGAAUCUAUGCCCCUGAAGCACCUUACACAUCUCCAGAUAAACUUAAGGAUAUUUUUAUGUUCAUAACUAGACAACUAAAGGGAUUGGAAGAUACAAAAAGUGCACAAUUUAACAGAUACUUCUAUUUACUUGAGAACAUUGCUUGGGUAAAGUCAUAUAACAUCUGCUUUGAACUGGAGGAUAGCAAUGAUAUCUUCACUCAGUUGUACAGAACGCUUUUUCAAGUGAUAAAUAAUGGACAUAACCAAAAAGUCCACAUGCACAUGGUGGAUUUGAUGAGUUCCAUUGUGUGUGAAGGAGACGCUGUUUCUCAGGAACUUUUGGAUACUGUUCUUGUCAACCUCGUACCAGCUCACAAGAAUCUAAACAAGCAAGCAUAUGAUUUGGCAAAAGCUCUAUUGAAAAGGACUGCUCAAGCAGUUGAACCAUAUAUUACUAAUUUUUUUAACCAGGUUUUGAUGCUAGGCAAGACAUCCAUCAGUGACCUGUCUGAGCAUGUCUUUGACUUGAUCCUUGAACUCUACAAUAUUGAUAGUCAUCUGCUGCUUUCAGUUUUACCACAACUGGAGUUUAAACUUAAGAGCAAUGAUAAUGAAGAACGUUUAGCAGUUGUUAAGCUGCUGGCAAAAAUGUUUGGAGCAAAAGAUUCCGAACUAGCAUCCCAAAACAAACCGUUGUGGCAGUGUUACUUGGGAAGAUUCAAUGACAUCCAUGUUCCUAUCCGGCUUGAAUGUGUGAAGUUUGCAAGCCACUGUCUUAUGAACCAUCCGGAUUUAGCGAAAGACCUUACUGAGUUUCUCAAAGUCAGAUCGCAUGAUCCUGAAGAAGCGAUAAGGCACGAUGUCAUUGUAUCCAUUGUAACUGCUGCUAAAAAGGAUCUUUCACUUGUGAAUGACCACCUGCUAAAUUUUGUAAGAGAGAGGACGUUAGACAAGCGGUGGAGAGUAAGAAGAGAAGCUAUGAUGGGCCUGGCACAGAUCUAUAAAAAGUAUUGUUUACAAGCUGAGGCAGGAAAAGAGGCUUCCAAACAAAUUUCAUGGAUUAAGGACAAACUUCUGCAUAUAUACUAUCAAAACAGCAUUGAUGACAAGUUACUUGUUGAACGGAUAUUUGCACAGUAUAUGGUGCCUCACAAUUUGGAGACUUCAGAAAGAAUGAAGUGUUUAUACUAUCUUUACGCAACCCUGGACACCAAUGCUGUGAAGGCAUUAAACGAAAUGUGGAAGUGUCAAAAUAUGCUGAGACAUCAUGUACGUGACUUGCUUGAUUUGCACAAACAACAGAAAUCUGAUCCCACUGAUAAAGCCAUAUUCUCAAAAGUAAUGAUCAUUGCCAAAAACUUACCUGAUCCAGGAAAAGCCCAGGACUUCAUGAAGAAAUUUGAUCAAUUUUUAGAAGAAGAUGAACGAAUCAGGUCUCAACUGGAUGUGCUUGUUAGUCCAAACUGUUCCUGCAAGCUGGCAGAAGGAUGUGUGCGUGAAAUCACCCGAAAAUUAAGUAACCCCAAACAACCGACAAACCCAUUUUUGGAAAUGGUGAAGUUUCUCCUGGAGAGGAUAGCACCUGUGCAUAUAGACACCGAAUCCAUUAGCGCAUUAAUCAGACAAAUUAAUAAAUCUAUUGACGGUACAGCAGAUGAUGAAGAGGAGGGCGUGCAAACUGAUGAAGCAAUUCGAGCAGGCCUUGAAUUGCUUAAGGUGUUAUCAUUUACUCAUUCAAUCUCUUUUCACUCUGCGGAAACGUUUGAAUCCCUCCUCCAGUGUUUGAAAAUGGAUGACGAGAAGGUGGCAGAAGCAGGUUUACAGAUCUUCCGAAAUACUGGGCAGAAAAUUGAAGAUGACUUUCCUCACAUCAGAUCGGCUUUGCUACCAGUGUUGCAGCAAAAGGCCAAGAAAGGCACCGCUCGACAGGCCAAGCAUGCUAUUCAUUGCAUUCAUGCAAUAUUCUCCAGCAAAGAGACACAAUUUGCACAAAUAUUUGAGCCUUUACACAAGAGUUUGGAUCCGAGCAACCCAGAGCAGCUCAUUACACCUUUGAUUUCAAUUGGGCAUAUAGCUACGCUGGCUCCAGAACAGUUUUCUGCACCUUUGAAGUCCCUGGUGGCUGGUUUUGUUGUGAAAGAUUUGUUAAUGAGUGACCGGUUUCCAGGAAAGAAAACAACAAAGCUUUGGGUGCCCGAUGACGAAGUAGGUCCAGAGACACUGACGAAAAUACAGGCCAUGAAGAUGAUGGUACGGUGGUUGAUGGGAAUGAGGACCAACGCAAAUAAAUCAGGAACCUCUACCUUGAGAUUGCUAACUGCAAUAUUAAAUAGCGAUGGUGACCUGACAGAGCAGGGGAAAAUUAGCAAACCUGAUAUGUCACGUCUGCGGCUGGCAGCUGGUUGUGCUGUUUUGAAGCUAGCACAGGAGCCAUGUUACUAUGAAAUUAUCACCCUGGAACAGUUUCAGUUAUGUGCACUGGUAAUGAAUGAUGAAUGUUAUCAAGUGAGGCAGAUAUUUGCACAGAAGCUUAACAAAGGACUUGCCAAACUACGACUACCACUCGAGUAUAUGGCAAUUUUUUCACUGUGUGCAAAGGACCCAGCAAAAGAAAGAAGAGCACAUGCCAGGCAAUGCCUGGUGAAAAAUAUCAAUAUUAGGAGGGAAUAUCUCAAACAGCACGCAGCAGUGAGUGAAAAAUUGUUAUCAUUGCUGCCCGAGUACGUUGUUCCAUACAUUAUUCACCUUCUUGCACAUGAUCCAGAUUAUGUAAAGGUGCAGGAUAUUGAACAGCUGAAGGACAUUAAAGAGUGCUUAUGGUUUAUGCUUGAAAUCUUGAUGUCCAAAAAUGAAAACAGCAGUCAUGCUUUUAUUAGGAAAAUGGUGGAAAAUAUAAAACAGACGAGAGAUGUUCAGGGGCCAGAGGAUCCAAAGAUGAAUGAGAAAUUAUACACGGUUUGUGAUGUUGCGAUGAACAUCAUCAUCACUAAGAGUACUACUUACAGCUUGGAAUCUCCCAAGGACCCUGUUCUGCCUGCUAAAUAUUUCACUCAUCCUGAUAAGAACUUCAACAACAGUAAAAGUUACCUGCCUUCAGAAAUGAAAGUGUUUUUCACACCUGGAAAGCCGAAGGCAACAAAUGUUCUUGGUGCAGUUAAUAAGCCUCUGUCAUCAGCUGGAAAACAGGCACAGACCAAGACAUCACGGAUGGAAACUAUGAGUAAUGCCAGCAGCAAUUCAAAUCCUAGUUCUCCCGGAAGAAGUAAAGUAAGGCUGGAUAGCACUGAAAUCGAUCACGGUGAAAAUGAAGACAUAAAAGUAAUGAAGAGUCCACCUCUUCAAGCAAAGAAAAUGGAAAAGAGGGAAGACUCAGACCAUCUGAGGUCAGAAAUCGAAAAACCCAGAGGACGAAAGAAAGGAUCAUCUGCCAUUUCAUUAGAUCAAGAGGAUCGAUCAAGUGUAGAACUUCUGGAUCAGGUGAAACCCGUGAAAACAAGUCAACGUGGCCGGAAAAGAGCCGCACACACCUCUGAAUCAGAUGAACAGCAGUGGCCAGAGGAGAAGCGAUCAAAGGAAGACCUCUUGGAGAACGAGGAUGAACAGAAUAGUCCACCAAAGAAAACAAGGAGAGGGCGCCCACCCAAAGCUACUAAUGAGGAACUUUCAAAGGGUGAGACCCAAGGAAAAGGAGGCAAAAGGGGGAAAAAGAGGCCAGUAUCAGCAGAUGAAGAAGAUGGUGAUGGGGACAAUGAAAACAAGGAACAAAAGCAAAAAAAAACCAGGCAGCCGAGAGCAACCAAAAAAUCUCAGCAAAGAAUUGAAACGCCAGAGUCGGACGUGAAUGAUACAUUAUCUCCGGAAUCAACACCGCAGAAGAGACGUGGAAGGCCACCGAAAACACCACCUACACCUCAAACGCAACCAAAGAAAAAUUUUCGUGGAGCAAGAUCAAGGCAAGCUGCCAGUAGAGAGAAUGAUUCUUCAGAUAUGGAUUUGCGUCAUGAUAGUUCAUUGGAGAACAUGGAUAUUACCCCGGAAGUCUCAAUGGAUGGAGUGAAUGCAGAAGAGGAUAAUCAAUUAAGUACACUGAGGGUGCGACGCAAGCCCAACAAAAGGGAAAGAAGAUGAAGAGUAAUUAUUUCCUGUUUGCAUUGGAGCUUAAGAAUUUGCUGUAAAGUUCAAGGCAGGACACUGUUUAACUGAUAAUUGGUUGUUAAAGAAGGCACCUUGUAUCUAUUUCACUUGCAUUUGCGGUCCUAAGGUCACAAGCUUUUGGCAAACACAUCAAUUCAUUAAUUGUGGUUGUCCUGCAUUGUGAUGUGUGCUGACUACAAUGUACUGACUUUACAGAAAGAUUGAAAUAAAUGAUAUUGUAAAUAUUUUUUUUAAUGUUUUGAUUGAAAAUGUGCUUGUAUAGCUUUUAAAUUACAGCUUUAAAUCACCAACACAACUGUGUAUUAAAUGUGUGGGUGAAGAAAGUUGGUUACAAUGAACGCUGACAACUGAAGCAAUACUUCUUAAUAAUUGUACCUUCCAUGGCAUCUUAUUUUGAGAAGGGACUGGUUCUUGGAAAGAACAAAUAUAUUGCAAUUUCCUGCAACACAUACUUCUGUGGUUAGAUUUGUUGGAAAGUCACUUUUUCUAACUCUCUUGUGUAUGAUUAUAUCUACUUGUUUCCGUGGUCAUCUCCGCUGCUUCUGCUUUCCACCACUGAAGAUGUUGGACAGAAAGUCCUCAGUUGUAUAAAAUGUGAAGUCAACCGAAAAUGCUUGUGGCAUUUUACUUGUCAGUAUUGAUGCCAGAACUGUGUAGAAAUUUAGAUAAAAUUGGAAAAAUAAAAGGGUUUUAGUUACAAUAUUUUAAUACUGAUGGUGUAUUAGUCAUUGAAAUUGUACACCUUUAGUUACCUUCCUUGUCAAAUUUGUAUCCAUCUACUGUACCAAUAAAAUUCUGUAACUUGAAUUUGCCUUGUUAUAGUGGGGAAAAAAAACCCACGGGUAUUUUGAAGGAUAAUCCACCCUAAGUUAUGGUUCCCAAGAGUUAGAUCAUGUUAAAAGUUGUUCAUUGUGGUAUGUGAUUAAUGAGACAAGGAGCCUUUCUGCAUUGUAACAGCUGCUCUGCUCUGCUUGAAAUGCACUUGAUAUAUCGUUAAAAAAAAUGCCUGCAAUAAUAUUCUCCUUGUUGAUUUUUAUUUCUGUAUUGUCAAUCUGUACCAAAAUUUGGGUUUAAUCAGAUUAAAAUUAUUUUGUUUUACAAAGGUAGCUAUUUGAGUUACUGGAGAAAAAUUCAGCUGUAGUGAAAUUCUACCUGUGUCUUGAACUGCACAAAGUUGUCGUAAGCUGCUGCAGGAAAUACGCUUCAGGAUUUGAUCUACCAAAGUACAUUUCAAUCAUUUAAACAGGUUUUGGUAAUCAAUAUGUCCUUAUAAAUGUGAUUAUAAAACAAAUAUCCCAUUGUAUAGCACUUUUCAAUGUCCGCAUUUCUCGGCUAUAAAAGCUGCCUGCAGAGCAUGUAAAAUUGUCGAGAAUGUUCAGAUUUUUGUUCUUUCAAGUGUCUUGAAAUAGCUCUGUAAACUAUAGUUAUAAUUUUUCUGUGCUGGCUGUUCACAUGUAAUUUUGAGCAUGUUGCUGCAUGGUUGAUACAGUUCUGCAUAGUAGGCUGUUCUAGAAAAUACAAUUGCAUAGGAUCCAGAGAAAGCUUGUCGACUAGAUGCAGAAUUGGCUUAAUGGAAGGAAGCAAAGGGUUAUAUUACAAGCUGAGGGCCUCUGACUAGUAUGGUUCGGGGAUCGGUGCGAAGCCCAUGGCUGUUUGUGGUUUACAUCAACAAUUUGAAUGAGAAUGUAGAAGGCAUGCAAAAAUGUUGGAGAACCUCAGCUGGUGAGGCAGCAUCUAUGGAGCAAAGGAAAUAGGCAACGUUUCGGGUCGAGACCCGUCUUCAGACUUCUUCAGGCAUGAUCAGUAAAUUUGCAGAUUAUAUUAAAGUGGGUGGUGCCAUAGAAAGCGAAGAUGGUUAUCAAAAUUACAGCAAUAUCUUCAUCAGUUGGGUAAGUGAGCUGAGGAAUUGUUAAUGGAGUUUAAUGCAGAUAAGUGCAAAGUGUUGUAUUUUAGGAGGUCAAACCAGGACAGGACCUGCACAGUGAAUGGUAGGGCUCUGAAAAGUGUAGACCAAAAGGGUCUAUGAGUGCAGGUACAUAGUUCCUUGAAGGGUUCAUAGGCAGAAGGGUGAUCAAGAAGGCUUUUGGCACAUUGGCCUUCAUCAGUCAACGUAUUGUGUAUAAAAGUUGGGAUGUUAUGUUACAAUUGUACAAGACGUUGGUGAGCCUACAUUUGGAGUAUUGUGUUCAGGUUUGGUCAUCCUGCUUUCGGAAGGAUGUUGUUAAGCUGGAAAGGUUACAAAGAAGAUUUAUAAGGAAGUUGCCAAGUCUUGAGGGGCUGAUCUAUAGAGAGAGGUUGGGCAGGGUAGGACUUGAUUCCUCGGAGCACAGGAGGCUGAGGGGGUGAUCUUAUAGAGGUGUAUAAAAUCAUGAAUGGAAUAGAUAGGGUGAGUGCACAGAGUCAGUAAUCAGAGGUGGUUGAGGCAGGUACUAUAACAAUAUUUAAAAUACAUUUGGACAGGUACAUGGAUAGACAUUGUUUAGAGGGGUAUGGGCCAAACACAGGUAGGUAGGAGUAUGUAGAUGGGACAUCUUGCUUAGUAUGGCACGAUUAGGCCGAAGGACUUGUUUCCGUGUUGCAUGACUAUGGUUGUAAUGCCAAAAUUUUGUUUAUCUAUCCAGUGCGAUUUAUUUGCAGGCUUCUGGAAAAUAUAAUAACAUUGAUGCUUUUAAAUACCACUAAAGAUAGUAGGGCUAUCCCUUUUAUGGUAAUAUCAAUGAUUCCGCACUAACAUAGUUCAUUACUGAAAGUCUAGGAUCAGCAAGAUUUUUCUACUAAAUAUUAAUGAAGCCAUAGUAAACUCUGAGUGAAUACCCAGCCUUCUAAAGUGGGUGGCCCUGAUGCAAUAUUUGACUGAUAAUUGAUGGGGUUUUCUUUUAAAGGAAUUAAAGCUAAAAAAAUUAACCUGGAGUUAAAUUUUAUGUGUACUGUUGCUUCUGCCAUUUUGUAUUUGUUUCGUCUCUACAGUGCUCCUCUUGCAUAUUUCAUUACUGAAAAUGACUGCACUUCAGAUCUUAUCAGCUGUAAAGGAUUUGGGGGAAUCCAGCACAGCUGAAGAUAUCAAAUAUUUGUUUCUCCUAUGAUAUUGCAAGAGUCCGAGGUUUGCAGUUGUUGGAUUGCUGUAUCUGUGCAUGGAUUUUCUUACUGAAUACCACUGCCUAGCAUUUGGUAUACGUUGUCAUAAUUAUUAAUUUGAUUCGAUUCCUGCUAAGAAUUGCAAUAGGGAGACCGUGUUCAUAAUUCACCUCCUGCAUGUUUCAUUGUAUACAGUUGUCUUCCCAAAUCGGGUCCAGAGCUGAAACGUCAACAUUCCAUGUGCUCCAGCGAUACCACCUGACCCGUUGAGUUACUCUAGCACUUUGUAUUUUAUUUUAAAGAUUUCAACAGCUGUAGUUCCUCGUGUCUACUUGUUAAUUCUUCUGCCUCAUUCUGCCCAACCAGAGGAGGCGUGAUACGCCACAGGAGAGAAAUAUAAAAAUUCCUUUUUUUUGUAUAACUGAAUUAUAAAACAGUGCCAGAAGUUUGCAAAGGCUGGGUUUGUUUUCUUUGCAGCUGACGAGGCCAAGAAUGGAGCCGCAAGAUAUACACAAAAAUAUUAUAGAGGAUCAAUUACCACAGUCCCAAGUCAUCAACUGCAAGACAUCUCCAAGCAGUGUCCUAGCCCAACAUGAAUAUUGUGAGGUUGAGCUGAAGGGAAAAAAAGCACCAUUGACCAGAAACUGAACUGGUACAGCCACAUAGAUAUGGCUUCAAGAACAAUGUUUCCUGGUCUUGACCCGAAUCGUCACCCUUUUGUUUUCUCUCCAGUAACGCUGCCUGACCCACUGAAUUACUCCCAACAAUUUGUGUCUAUCUUUGAUAUAAACUAGCAUAUACAGUUCCUUGUUUGUACAAAACCUUCUGCUUAAUUGGUAUUCUAAUUCCCCAUUGCUGUGCAGUAACUACAGUGCCCUCCAUAAUGUUUGGUACAAAGACCCAUCAUUUAUUUAUUUGCCUCUGUAUUCCACAAUUUGAGAUUUGUAAUAGAAAAAAUCACAUGUGGUUAAAGUGCAAAUUGUCAGAUUUUAAUAAAGAUAAUUUUUACUGGUU